AUGUGCCUAACCCUAACAACCAAACACCCCCUCUGCGGCUGCCUCACCACCACAACAUUCACUCCCUGCCGUCUCAUCCCCUGGAACCGGUGUAUCCGGCGCGAGAUGAUAAUUGUCGAGGGAACGCGUCGACGGAAUAAUCUCCUCUGCGAAGCUUGCAGCGACAGCAGCAGCAGUAGAUAUUCCGAACGGAGAAUGAACAGACUAUACACUCUGAUGGCAUGUCUUGAGGGAUUUGAUUCGGACGUUGAGUUUGAUUGUUUGGAUGUAGAUGAUGAACAGCAUGGUCAUGAUGAUGGUGUUCAGGACGUCGGGGUGGGAGGGCAUGGUGGGUAUUAUUCGGGGGAUGGUGGUGGUGAUGGUGGGAGUGACAGUGUCGGGAGUGAUGAGGGUUGGCAUGGAGAUGCAGAGGGAGAAGAAGGAGUAGAAGGGGAUGAGGAGGAAGAAUAUAUAGAAGAGUCCUCCUCCUCCUCCUCAGAGGAAGAACUGGUGGUGCUUCGGUGUGACCUGAGUAGAGUUUGUGAUUCGAUUGCUUCGUCGCGCGUUUGUCAUGGCACUGGGGUGAUGGGGAGGGAGAAAAGACAAUUUGGGAGAGGGAGGGUACGGGGGCCUAAGAGGAGGGAUACGGCUGAUGAGGAGGAUAUGGAGAUGGAUAUGGCGAUGGCGAGGGCGAGGGUGGAGGAUGAGAGGGUUUCUUCUAUUUCUACGGUCUCAUCGAUAUGA
Messenger RNA from Aspergillus vadensis CBS 113365, 723 nucleotides. RefSeq lists its product as uncharacterized. NCBI's taxonomy places the organism in Eukaryota, Fungi, Ascomycota, Eurotiomycetes, Eurotiales, Aspergillaceae. Bases 1 to 723 code for a protein of 240 amino acids. The record is from RefSeq and is a predicted model, not a curated record. The transcript has a single exon.